Trypanosoma brucei brucei TREU927 is the source of this 528-nucleotide messenger RNA. RefSeq lists its product as uncharacterized. The record is from RefSeq and is a predicted model, not a curated record. NCBI's taxonomy places the organism in Eukaryota, Euglenozoa, Kinetoplastea, Trypanosomatida, Trypanosomatidae. The transcript has a single exon. Bases 1 to 528 code for a protein of 175 amino acids. Gene Ontology annotation, molecular function: RNA binding.
AUGUCCCAGCAACCGCAGUAUUACACAACGCAACAACAGCCUCCUCAGCAGCAGCAACAACAGGCACCUCCUCCUUCUAUGGGAGCAAUGAAUCAAGAUCUCGAUUUGCUACGCAAUCUUAUGGUAAAUUAUAUUCCAACUACUGUUGAUGAGGUGCAACUCCGGCAGUUGUUUGAGCGCUUCGGCCCAAUUGAGUCGGUUAAAAUUGUGUGUGAUCGGGAGACUCGUCAAAGUCGCGGUUAUGGUUUCGUGAAGUUUCAGAGCGCCUCGAGUGCUCAACAGGCGAUUGCAUCAUUGAAUGGUUUUGUAAUCCUCAACAAACGACUGAAGGUAGCGCUGGCUGCUAGCGGUCAUCAACGUGGGCGUAACAUGAACAAUGGUUUCAAUGCGUAUGGCGGUUAUGGCGGGUAUGGUGGCUAUGGUGCUUAUCCUCCCGUUGCUAAUCCAUAUGCACAACAACAAAUGAUGGCAAUGCAACAACAUUAUAUGAUGGCCGCUUCCCCGAUGCCUCCGAUAUCCCGUCAGUAA